CGCCUUUGCCGCCGCUCGACCCCCGCAGUAGAGAUUGAGCGGAGCUGCUGGCCGCCGUACCGGAGCCGCCAUGGGAGUGGAAGGCUGCACCAAGUGCAUCAAAUACCUUCUCUUCGUUUUCAACUUCAUCUUCUGGCUUGCUGGAGGCAUCAUCCUGGGAGUGGCCCUGUGGCUCCGGCAUGACUCGCAGACGACGAAUAUCCUCUACCUGCAGCUGGGCGAAAAGCAGGCUCCCAACACCUUCUAUGUGGGAAUCUACAUCCUGAUCGCAGUCGGAGCUGUCAUGAUGUUCGUGGGGUUCCUGGGAUGCUAUGGUGCCAUUCAGGAGUCUCAGUGCCUUCUGGGAACGUUCUUCACUUGCCUGGUGAUCCUGUUUGCCUGUGAAGUCGCAGCUGGAAUUUGGGGAUUUGUCAACAAAGACCAAAUAGCCAAAGACGUGAAGCAGUUCUACGACCAAGCGUUUCAACAGGCGCUGAUGGCAGAUUCGGAUACCAACAACGGCAAAGCUGUAGUGAAGACCUUUCAUGAAACGCUGGACUGCUGUGGUCCCGAUAAUAUGAUUGGAGCUCUCACUCCCCUGUGGAAAGAGGAACUCUGCCCAAAGAAGGACUCCUUGCUGAAGAGCCUUAUUGAGACCUCCAGCUGCCACAGAAAAAUCGACGAGCUGUUCUCUGGGAAGCUGUACCUGAUUGGUAUCGCUGCCAUCGUGGUUGCUGUGAUCAUGAUCUUUGAAAUGAUCCUGAGCAUGGUGCUGUGCUGUGGCAUAAGGAACAGCUCCGUCUACUGAGCCGUGAGAGCCGGGGAGGGGAAGGGGGGAGCAGGGCGGACGGCGCUAGAGGGGACCCCAAGUGCCACCAAGUGACCAGGAGACAUUUCAACAAAAGACAAAGAAAACUCUGUAUAUAAAUACUUCCACUAUUACCAUACAGUACUUAUCAUUUUUACUGCAAAGUAAUUUUCUUUUUGUAAUAAAUAAAACUUUCCCUCUACCCUUGUGGCUGAGUUAGUUACACAUCAGUUGUGUGUGAUGCGGAAAGCUGCUGUAGCAGGAGCUCAAGUCCUUCCUCCCCCUUCCCCACCCUCUCUAACUCAGAAGUAAAGCUGGUGGAAGAUGUAGAGAGGAGGAGGGCUGCAGCCUGUUAGCAGAAAUCUUUGCCUUGGUUUUUACUCUCUUUUCUUCAACACCCACUUUUUUUUUGUUUCUAUAUAUAUGUAAUCAGAUGCUGAAGCAGGAUUUAGCACUUGUGUUUGUGCUCAUCUUUUUCCUACCAUCACCCCAGCUCCCUGCCGUUGCCCAGCUGUCUGUAGGGAAGCCUGGGAGAGGAGAAGGAACAGCCCCCCCCGUCACCCGGGUGUGAUGCACCUGGAGGUCACAGGCACCUUGUUCCUAUCUGACCUGUUUGCAUUGCUAGGUCAAUCCUGAACAGAAAUGCUUCCAGUUUUUUGGCUCUCUGAAGAGUGAUGAUGUUCUUGGCUUUUUCUUUUUGUAGUGGUGCUGUUUUUUUUCUCCUUAGGUUUGUAACUUUAUAAAUUGUCUCAGUUCUAUUGAUUAAAGGGUCAGUGGCUGAGGCUAAAUCUUAGUCCCCAUUUUUCAAGUAGAACAAACUGAAAAUGAUAAAUGACUUUUUGAAAGCUCAUUCACUGUUCUCUACAGAGCUAUGCUUUUGAGUUUUGCACUGAGUUUCCACUGUUAAGCUAAUGCUGGCAUAUAAAUAUUGGGGAGGGAGGGAAAGAAACCUUACAAAAUAAAAUAAGUCCUUAACCUUAGAAAUCCUGCAGUUGUGUAUUGCAGGGUGAGGCUUGGGGGUUCCCAGCCAACAUAUAUUUGUGUUUGAAAUGUUGUCUUUGCAUCACUCUCUUGUUCAAGGCAAUCUUCCUUACUUGCAGCAUGUUGUCCCACACUAGCAUUGCUGGGAAAUUGGCAUCACCUGAUUCUGCAGAAAAAGAAGUCCAACUUGAUCAACUACAGUAGAUCAGCUUAUUAAAGCCAGGAUUUUAGAUCCACACCAGGUGAAACCCGUUUUUGUGACCUGGUUAAGCUUUGACUAACAGUUUGAUGUACAUAGCUUCUGUUAUUGGAUAGACAGAGUUGGGAGGGUGGCCCAGGAGCUAUGUAAUAAAAUCAGAGUCUCUAAAAAGAUGAUCUAUAUGUAUAGUUCUAUAGAAAUAUAUUUUUAAGCAAAGCCUUUUCCUUAGCCCUCGAGCUGGAAUUGAUGGCAUCUCUCAGCUCUCUGCCACCUUGCAGCAGGUGAGGGGAGGAGUUGAAACUUGUGAUCACCAUCCCCACUUCAGGAAUAUUUCUGUUUCUUAAAGUGUCUCAAUCUCCCUCUUCGUGACAACGAAGUGCUUCGGAUCACGCAGGGAGGCAGAGCCACCAUUGUUCUUAACUAGUACCUUGUCCACCCCACAUGGUGCCGUGGCCUUUGCCACCACAGGACAGGAAAUUCCUGCACUGGGGCAAACUGAUCCAUUUGGAGGCUUUUCUCCCCAUCCUACUCCCCCACCUUUCCUCUUCCUGCCUUUUAGUAUAUAGGGCCUUUAGAAAGUAUAUAGGUAAAUAUAUAUAUAGAAAAAUAUAAAUAUAUAUAUCAAGUUGUGCUGGGUAGGAGGAGGAAGUGCCUCAGCAGAACUUCGAAUUGAGGGGUUGGACAAGAGGAGAUUCAGCCUUAGAAACAGCCUUAAAGCAACACUGCCCUGAAUGUCCACCUUGUGCACAGGAAGACCGAGAUGAGGUUUUGCAGUAGGUCACCCCCUCCCCUGCUCCCAGCAUAGCUCCUUCAAGUCACAUCUGCUCUGUCAUGUGGCUCUAUGUAUAUGCAUCUACCAAGCAUGUGUGUCUACACGUACGUGCACCGGGAUUGUGAACCUACAGGAUGGAUGUGUAACUUGCCGCCUUUGCUGCCGGCUGUUGGUCAAUGUGUAUAAAUAUGCCAUUAAGCAUCUUCAGUUCUGUUUUCUUUUUCCUUAUACUGCAUUUUUUAUAUUGUUCAGCAUUCAGUUGAUGCUGUCUGUGUGGCUGGAGCUCUGUUUGAAGAUGGGCUGGAUCUCGAUGCAGGCCAGGUGUGUACUUGGACAUUGGAGCUUUAGAGGUCUAGGGUGUUCCAGGCAGGAGCGGUUUGGAGAAAGUGGUACUUGAAGUGGGAGUCUGAGAGCUGUGGAAGAAGAAAGGGCAGGCCAUGUGUUCAUUUGUACCCUACAAGGGCUGCAGUUUGCUCUCUGGCUCGCUCCAGAGGUGACUUGUGACUGUGGGGUGUUCCAGAAGCAGUUCCCUAAGUGACUUCCAGAAGCUCCCUGGAAAGGUGCUGUAGGAGGGGAACAGCCAGCAGCUGGGAAGCUCAUGGGAGAGGGCAGAAGGAGUUUUGGAGGGAGAGAUUAAUGCUUUCUUUAGUUGCUAGCUGAGUGUCCCCAUGUUCCAUGGAAUGGUCAUCAGCAGGAGCAGGAGGGGACAGCUCUGGGAGAAGAGAGAAAGAAUCAGUCUGGUUUGGGUUGGAAGGAACUUUCAAAGACUGUCUAGUCCAACCCCUCUGCAGUGAGCAAGGAUGUGGACUGAAGCAGGAACUGACAAGCUUAAAAACAAUGAAGAAGCUGCCCACUAGGGUCUCCUUGAGUCCAGCCUCCUGUGAAGCUGGACCUGAGUUAGAACAAAUUAGAGAGGGAUCUGCGAAGGGCUGAGGGGACUUGACAGGAUCCAGAAAUGACAGAGAUCUUCUGCUAAUUGUUCGGUCUCAAAGUUUGGACCCACUCAAGGAGGAUCAUGCCCUAGCUCAGACUCUCUCCUGCAUACCUGUGUGGUUGUGUGUGCAACAUGGGGCCCUGUCCUGCUCCCCUCCAUGCCCCGCCCCAGAACCAAACUACAGACAAAAUUGUGAGCUGUAAAAACAAACCUCUCCCUCUCCAGGGAAGAAGCACUGUCCUGGAGCUAAUGAGAAAAUGGCCCUGAGCUGAGGCAGGGAGGAGGAGAGAGGCUGGUGGGGAGGAGGACAGUCAGCUUUCCAGGUCUGAGUUCAAAGACCACAUGGAGAGGUCAAACAGAGCCGCUGACAGCUUAACUGAAUGCUUGGGAUUUUUUCCUACUGUGGAGCAUGCCACAAAGCAGUGUGUUUAACUUCUUGCUGCCUUUUAUUUUUAUUUUUUUUUUAAAAAGGAAAGAAAUGAAACAAGAAUUGAUUUAAUAAACAUUUCUCAUAGUGUG
Messenger RNA from Pogoniulus pusillus (Red-fronted tinkerbird), 4192 nucleotides. RefSeq names its product CD81 molecule (gene CD81). Lineage: Eukaryota; Metazoa; Chordata; Aves; Piciformes; Lybiidae. Bases 71 to 787 code for a protein of 238 amino acids. Gene Ontology annotation, cellular component: plasma membrane. The transcript is spliced from 8 exons. The record is from RefSeq and is a predicted model, not a curated record.